UUUACGUUUUCUUGCUUUCUGCUGAAAAAAAACAUCCGAAACAAAGAGAAUCGUUGGAUUUGUCAACAGAUCAAAGACAAAAGGAAUUAAGACUGAAUUUAAAAAAAAAAAAAAAAGUAAUAAUUUCAAAGUCUGGAUUAAAAUCAGAACGGACGCCUCGCUUUUCUGGUUUCGUCCAAACGGAUCAGCACCACCUCCCAAAAUAAAAAAAAAUAUUUGACAGAUAAACAGAAGCUGCUACACUUUUUUUUUUGUUUUGUGACCAGUAAAAGCGCUGCUAUAGUAUGGCAAUGGUAGUGAAUUCUUGGCAAGAAGGCAUCUCCGCGGGUCCCGGCUCCCUGCUCCCAGCCCCCGCCCCGCACUGCGGCCAGGACACCGCGGGGACCCCCAUCCAAACCCCGGGCACCCCGCCUGUUUCCACGCCGGGCAAUGACUCCAAUUCCGGGGACAAGACCCCCAGUGUGGACUGCAUGGUGUGCGGAGACAAGUCGAGCGGCAAGCACUACGGGCAGUUUACCUGCGAGGGCUGCAAGAGUUUCUUCAAGCGUUCCGUGAGGCGGAACCUGAGCUACACUUGCCGGGGAAACCGAGACUGCCCCAUCGACCAGCAUCACCGCAACCAGUGCCAGUACUGCCGCUUUAAGAAGUGCCUCAAAGUGGGCAUGAGGAGAGAAGCUGUCCAGCGUGGCCGGAUGUCCAACUCCCAGACCAGCCCAGGACAGUACUUGAGCAACGGCAGUGACCCCUACAAUGGCCAGGCCUACCUGUCGGGGUUCAUCUCCCUGCUCCUUCGGGCCGAGCCGUACCCCACCUCCCGCUACGGGACCCAGUGCAUGCAGACCAACAACCUGAUGGGCAUCGAGAAUAUCUGUGAGCUAGCGGCCCGGCUGCUCUUCAGCGCUGUGGAGUGGGCGAAAAACAUCCCCUUCUUCCCAGACCUGCAACUCGCAGACCAGGUGUCUCUGUUGAGGAUGACCUGGAGCGAGCUGUUCGUUCUGAACGCCGCGCAGUGCUCCAUGCCCCUCCACGUGGCCCCCCUGCUGGCCGCGGCCGGCCUCCACGCCUCCCCCAUGCCCGCGGACCGGGUUGUGGCUUUCAUGGAUCACAUCCGGGUCUUUCAGGAGCAGGUGGAGAAGCUGAAGACACUGCAGGUGGACACGGCCGAGUAUUGCUGCCUGAAAGCCCUCGUUCUCUUCACCUCCGACGCAGUGGGCCUCUCUGACGUGGCGCACGUGGAAAGCAUCCAGGAGAAGUGCCAGUGCGCUCUGGAGGAGUACGUGCGGAACCAGUACCCGAGCCAGCCCAACAGGUUCGGACGUCUGCUUCUGAGGCUGCCCUCCCUGCGCAUCGUCUCCUCCCCCGUCAUCGAGCAGCUGUUCUUCGUGCGGCUGGUGGGGAAGACCCCCAUCGAGACCCUCCUGAGGGACAUGCUCCUCUCGGGAUCCAGCUUCAACUGGCCCUACAUCCCCAUGCAGCGGGACCGGGACCGGGCCCUGGCGCUGCAUUACAACGAGACAGGCCACUGAUACCAGGCUAGACAGUCCGAACAGAACCGGGACCACCGCUGUGGGACUGCGUAGGAAACACGUGGGCAUCGCAGACAGGACAGGGAGGAAAGCUAAGCACGGACGCUUCGUUCUUGAGUCUUUGAACCCUUUCGGUAUGGUUGCGAAUGAGAGACAGGUUCCAGCAUCGUGCAGAUUUUUUGAUUUUUUUUUUUGUUUUUAUUGAAAGGAUACCGGAUU
Messenger RNA from Polyodon spathula (Mississippi paddlefish), 1745 nucleotides. RefSeq names its product nuclear receptor subfamily 2, group F, member 5 (gene nr2f5). The transcript is spliced from 4 exons. Lineage: Eukaryota; Metazoa; Chordata; Actinopteri; Acipenseriformes; Polyodontidae. Gene Ontology annotation, biological process: anatomical structure development; regulation of transcription by RNA polymerase II; cell differentiation. Gene Ontology annotation, molecular function: nuclear receptor activity; zinc ion binding; RNA polymerase II cis-regulatory region sequence-specific DNA binding. The record is from RefSeq and is a predicted model, not a curated record. The coding region runs from base 285 to 1526 and encodes 413 amino acids.